Messenger RNA from Alosa alosa (allis shad), 2068 nucleotides. RefSeq lists its product as uncharacterized. The record is from RefSeq and is a predicted model, not a curated record. Gene Ontology annotation, biological process: regulation of transcription by RNA polymerase II. Bases 68 to 1975 code for a protein of 635 amino acids. The transcript is spliced from 9 exons. Gene Ontology annotation, molecular function: DNA-binding transcription factor activity, RNA polymerase II-specific; RNA polymerase II cis-regulatory region sequence-specific DNA binding. NCBI's taxonomy places the organism in Eukaryota, Metazoa, Chordata, Actinopteri, Clupeiformes, Clupeidae.
GCAAAGUACCAAAGGGUGCAGAAAUUGAUUGCUAGUUUACUGCUCAUGAGGACGGUUGGAAGAGGAUAUGUCCAUGCACGACUUCGGUAGUCCAUUCCUGAUCUGUGAUGAAGAAGGAGACUAUUACCAAAGAAAGCAAGAGGCAGAUGAAGAGAAAGAAUAUAAUGAGGAGGAAAAUGAAAGAAAUUAUGCACAGCAUAACAACACCUCGACACCAGAGAUGGGAAAAGCAGGGGAUGUGGAGAACACGAGUGGGAGAAUGACCACAGCAAAGAUGAGCAAAGAUACAGAGGAAAACAUACAGGAGAAGCAUGAAGAAAAGCCAGAGGCGCAAAUAGUGAAGCAAGAGGAAAUUAAUCAGGCAGAAGAGUCAGAACAGAUAGAGGUAAUGGAAGAUAGAGAGAUGUUGUGUUUGAGCAGAAGGAUGGAGGGGAAGAUGAGUGAAGAGACAGACAUUGAGGAGAAAGGAAGGAUUGGGAGUGAAGGGGAGGAGAGAGCGAACGCUGACAUGACCCUAGGUGGUGUCCUGUCUGUGUGUGAGCAGUCCCUAGAGCAAAGCGUCCUGAGUGCAGGCCUGGCAUUUAGACACGUCGCACAACCCCUCCAACCUCCCGAUGCCCAGCCAGAGGCACUUGCUUUGGGGAAGCCCCAGACGGGCAUCCUCAACUCUCAAACACUGGAGGUGAGCACGUUGCUACCCCCAAUGGAGGUACAGCUGACGCAGGUGUACACCACGCGCCAGUACACGCGCUUCACUGGCCACGGCCACCCAGUGCUUCCCCUGACCACGCAAGCACACGCACCUCCUGCUGACCACACCGCACUGCCACCUGUGCCCAAGAAGAAGACACGGACACUGUACUCAGCAGAUCAGCUGCAGGAGUUGGAGCGUUUGUUUCAGGAUGAUCACUAUCCUGAUGGAGAUCGGAGAAGGGAGAUUGCUGCAUCUGUUGGAGUCACACCCCAAAGGAUCAUGGUGUGGUUUCAGAAUCGCCGUGCUAAAUGGCGGAAAACAGGGAAGGGACCACUAAAGACACACAAAACCACCCAGAGAACAUCUUAUUUUUCCGGGACUGUUCCGUCAGUGCUCCCCCAGCCCCCCACCCACACACAGACUCUCCCACCCUACAGCUCCCUCAUUGGUAGCUUGAGCAGCCCCGCAGCAUGCGUUGGACAGGUGUAUGUAUCUCAGGAAGGAGGCCCCCCUCCCAUGCAUAGUCCCCCUCCACUGCGUAGAGCUUCACUGUCUCUCUCUCUCGACCCUAAUCAACAUAUAGUCAACCUGCCUACUGUUGACACAUGGAGCAAUUACACAGACCUGUCGUCAUUGAAGAUGGAUCCACAGCACCAUGUUGUGUUUGUGCCUAUGUCAAACACAAUGCACUAUCCGUCAAAGACACACACUCACACGCAGCCCAUGCAACACACAAACACACUCAAUCAGCAGUACCUCUCCAAUCUCCCAUAUAUAAAUCCCACAUACAUGAACAGCGGCCCGACCCACGCAGGCCACACCCACACCCCUACCCACAUGACAUACAGCCUGCCAACGACCAACAGUCUGGUGCCUGCCUGCUGUCAACAGAAUAAUCAGAUGCAUCAGGUGCCGUCACGUCUGUGUUCCAGUGAGCCGCCCCCACCCCAGCCAGGUGCAUUUCAGGGGCCUGGACGCCUCUCCCUUCACCUGCAACCGCAAUCCCACUACAGCACCUCACCCCUCCCUCACACACACACGCAUGCACACACUCACACAAACACACUCUUCCCCCUCCACACCCCUCUGACCAAAGACAGCAACCCCCUCAGUUCCGUAACCAUGGGAACCCAGCCAGGGCCCUCACAGACCCUGUCCAGCAGGAGAGAGUCCGACGCUCACUCACACUCUGAUAUGCACAGUCACACGCACCCUGACCUACAGAUUCACACACACUCAGACAUGCCGUUCCAUUGUGACUUCUCCCCCCUCAUCCUGUAGCUGUCAAAGGUGUUUCAACAUUGACAGAGAAGCUUGGCACUUGAGUAGCUUGGCACUUGAGUAACACUUUUUGAGAAUGUGUUUUUGUAUAGA